AUGUACGCGACUAGCAUCGACGAGGCUGCUUCUUCCAACACUCAUUUUUUGGUUGACUGUCAGGGGUUUCCGUUGAUUCGUCAACGCUCUCUCCUUACCCAACCUGGGGUUGCUACGAGACGAUCAACAAAAAAUGCUAAUCAACGAUAUCCCUCCCCGGUAUCUCAAGAAGCUCAUUUCAUAUCUGAUGACUUAAAAGCCCCCCAGCCUACGCAGUGGCCCCCAUCAACCUCGCAGGUUAUUGAAUCCAGGCAUCCUCUUUCACUUGCACAAUUCCGCCCACCAACGCCAAAUAACUUUGAGUAUACACAUUUGGGUGCACUCAAGUUAGGAUCGUUACGAGUCGUAAAUGGUUCUACGUCUCCAUGUCCUAGUGAUCGAACCCAGUUUAAUCAGUGUCGAAGUCCGAUAACAGAGCCUUCACCGGGCAGUACGUAUCCGAUAGGAUCAGAACGCACCGCGGGAAGGCACGAAGCUCUAUCGAAUGCUAUAUCUGUUCCAGCUCCAACCGAUAACACGGAAUGCAGAUAUGGUGGGCCCUCACUCAUGUUUGGGAGUCUGUCAAAUCGGAUCAGAGACGGCAUGUCAGCUCCUAUAUUACAGACUCAGCAUCUGCCUGAGGUCCGAAGAUAUGAUGAUUCCACAGCAAGUCCAUUUUCAUUCGACCAGUCUUUAAAGGCUACAAACCCUCAUACCCUCUGCGAAAACGAAACUGGAGAUGAAGGGAUCUUUAUACCCGAUGAUGAUAAAAGCAUAGCCUUCCGUCUCGGUAAAACAUCCUCAGGGAAUCAUUGGCAAAGAAGACAGUCACGAUCACAUAAAAAAGAUGACAGCGGUUAUAGCUCUGCAGCUUCAAUUCGUUCUCUCCAGGGCAGCCGUAAUAGGACGUCGUUGGACUCCCAUAUGUCCACAAGACGUCCGUCCCUCAAAUACCGCCGGUUUAGCCUAGAAGGCAACGCUAAGGACAUUGACAGGCAUGGUGCAAUGGGUCCUUUAUGUUUCAGCAACCAUCUCCCUCUGUCCCUGACUCGCCGAGGUUCAAAAGUGGAUCAUAGACCCGAAACGAGCAACUGGGUGACAAAUAUGUCGACAAUGUGCCAUGAACCCCCUCAGAGACAAGGAAAUGGACGGACAAGGAGCUUGUCAAAUACAACCCGGCGAGCUUCUAUCUUUCGGACUCUAUCUCUUCCCCGAUAUUGUGCCCAUCUACGCAGUCAGGAUUCUGCUGCCACCGAAAUGUCGAUUUCCUCGCUGCGUUUCACAAACACGAUUGAAAUGGGAAACCGCGGUCAAGAAGCACUAUGCCGACAACCCUGCUGUGGUCUGUCUAAGCUCAAUAUGAACUGCGGCUGUGAAAAAAAGGACCCCACAAGAAUAGAUGCUUCGAACCAAAACACACUGAACUGCAGCGGUGUCUUCGACAAUGCAUUUCCCCGCGCCACUGAGAUCCAUAGGACAUACCUGAGUAAAGGUUUAGGACAAGCAUAUUACACAAAUCCAGAUUCAGAAUGCAACAGCCGAGCAAUCAAGCUUUGGUGCUCAAGACCGGGCGUUGACGACAGUGCGAUUCAGAUAAAGCCUGCUCCGGAAAUAGUCGAGGGCAUGACCUACGAGGAUAUUCCCAACCUUAAUCUUGAAAUCCCACGAGGUAGGCCGAGGAGUCGGAGUGACGAGUAUCAACGUCACCAAUUGUCAAAGCAACAACAGCGACGAAGCAUCUACACAGCUAAGUCCCCAUUGGUUGUCAGUCGAUAA
Molecule: messenger RNA, 1755 nt
Organism: Aspergillus tanneri
Lineage: Eukaryota; Fungi; Ascomycota; Eurotiomycetes; Eurotiales; Aspergillaceae
Exons: 1
Coding region: 1-1755 (584 amino acids)
Source: RefSeq, a predicted model, not a curated record